GUCACCAUUACGCUUUGGCGUCCUUUGUUCGUGCUCCCCAUUAAUCCAAGUAUUUGACGGGCUAAAUGCGUGAAAAACUCGGUGAUUUUUGCUCGAACGUUCAAGUGAAGUGUUGUUGUGAAUUGUGGUGAUCGAAUAUUCAGUGCCCCCCACCCAGAAACAUACGUGUUCCUGUUGCAUCAGCAUGAUAAUUCAGUCCCUCUUGAACCCCCUGCUGAGUGCACUGCGUGGGAUUUUUCUCUAAUAAUUCUAGGAGCAGUCGUACGACAAUUCGCAGCUUUGCGUAGUUCUGCGACUACUCCUAAAAUAUUACCCACCUGUUCAACAUUCUGCCUAACUUCAUUCUUGUGACGUAAUUAGCCAUAGUCUGAUCAACCUGAAAUCUAAAUCAUUAAAUUGAGGCAUAAAAUUGUGUAGAAUGCCAGUGCAUCUAAUUUUCAAAAAUUCCAACGCUCCCAGCACACGCCCCUGUUGUCCUAACCUCCCUGACCGUUCGUUCCGAGUGUGCCUGAAUCCCCCCGAUCGCGAUUUGUUUUUACCCAUCGUGCAUUGUGACCAGUGACUGGUGCUAAGAUGGCUGACAACAAGGAGGAGAUUUCGGAGCUCGUCAAUAAACGAGGUAAGUUCCUAGUCUCUAUCAACCACCAGUUCGAUCGCAUAUCGAUCACUCCAACUGUAAUGGGUGAGUAUCUCAGUGACUCAACCAAUAUUGAAGCCAAUCAUGCGGUAUUUAUAACCGGAGCCGCUCCAGAGGAAACCAACGAAAGGUCCAACUCUGCAUACAAUCGCCACUCUCUCACGAAGGAGCAAACGAUGCAUUGGUUUGCCAAUGUUGGUGGUGACGAGGACUCGCUGAAUUGGUCAGAUUCCAAGCGUCGCAGUCUCUACGACGAAGACUCCCUAGAUGGUGAUCAUCCCAAUGAUAAACAAGGACGAGAGUCAGCGGGAAGUGCCAAGGACCUAGACAGGGUGAAGUUAGUGAGGGAGAGGCAGAAUGAAGAGAGGCAGAGGAAACUCGAGGAGCUCAGGAAUCAGGCACUUGCUGCGCAGAGGUUCAGGGAGCAGAGGGAGGAGGAACGGAGGAGGCGCAUUGAUGAGCUGAGGUCGAGAGACAUGGAUAGAAGGACCCAAGUGGAAGAGCGAAAGCGUCUCAUAUACGAGGCAGAACGAGAGAGAAGAGAGGCUAUCCUCCGUAAGAAUCAGGAACGCGAGGCGCGUAUAGAAGCCAAGAAGAAGAACGAGAGAUCGCAUAUUGUCUUUGCAUUCGGUAGUUCAACUCCACGUAUGCUGGAGCCAGCGGACACCGGUGGUUCAUCAUUCUGGGGCACCAGGCGGGCAACAUCGACGACCAAUGUCAUGAUGUUUCCAGCUGCUCAGCCCCUCACCAGGCGAUCCUCCGAGCGAGAGCUGGACGGCAGCAAGAAACGGGCCACCUCGGCCGGUGGCCUUGAUCGCAAACCCGGCGAAGAUAUGAGAAUGUCCUCGUCAAUGUACGAGGUAUUCAAUUGGAAUUCUAGUCCCGAUCCUUCUUUAACCCAUGCAAAAAAUAAAAGGGCCAGCCUAUCGCUGCCACCCACAACUGACAUCUUUGACAUCGAUGAUAAAUCGGAUUGUGAUACUAGGCGUCCUUACGUGCAACGUCCGGCCACCGGUGAUGAUAAUGAUGGAACACCGGGUACCCCAAGCUCAGUAUAUCUCCGUGUUAAUCGUCGAAGAACCGAUCUGAUGCCGACGAUACCAUCGCCACGCGAUGGCCCCUUAUCAUCGCGUAGCUCAAGCGCUAAGGCAUUCACACGUUCACCAGGUAGGACUUACUCAAUGUCGAGACUGGAUCAGCUUUCACAGCCGCGAAAGCCACGCAUUAAUGAGCUGAGCACUCUUAAUGAGCAACAGCAGCAUCAGAAUGGGGGACAGAAUUUGGGCGCAAGUAGCAUGAGUCGAAGCAUGUCGCAUUUGGCUGCGCCCGGUUCAAAAACCCUCAAAAGAACCGAUAAUUCGCGUAGCAUGGGCACACUACCGGGUGCUGUACCAUUACUUAGGCCCACUAGGGCUGAAAAAUUGAGGAGAAAGGCCAGGGAACAGAUCAAUCAGCAUCAGCAAGGUGUACGUAGUGGUGAGGUGACACCGAACAGUCCAUCAAGACCCCACAGCUCCAUGAGUCAACAGAGUGGCAGCAGUGUGGCCAGCAGUAACGUCAAUCUGCGUCCACGAACAUCGACACCGCGACGUCCGCGACCAGCUUCUAUUGCCGGAACUGGUGUUACAGUCACAGAGAGAAACAACCUGGGCGAAGUAAAGGCUGCGACAAAGGACUCGAAGCCCCCCCUGCCAAAGGUUCACACGACUCCAAAGAAACCCUCAACACCGCGAACAAGCGCCGAGACCCCGAGGAAGCCGGGUGACAGAUUGAUAAAGAGUGCAAAAGCCUCACCCCGUGUCACCCCCAAAGCAACACCUCUCCAGAGUCCGGGUAGCGAGCAACCGCCCCUGAUACGUCAGAACACGACUGAGAUAAUAAAGAACUACAGCAAGGAAGUAGGGGAAAUUAAAGUUGAGGAGGAGGUUGAGGAGAAGAGGGAUCAGGGAAGUGAGAAAUGUCAGGACACAGCUGAGACAAAUAAUUCCACUGUCGAGAGUGUCACUUCGGUGGAGGCAAUUACAGUGGCCGAGUCCACUCAGGACGUAACUUCAGCUCCAGCCAAGGAGGAAAUUGAAGAUAAAAAAUCGUCUCCAGAAGCUGAGCAGAAGACCGAGAGUGAUGCUGAGGAGAUAGUUGAUAUGUCUGCUUCGAUGAUUGCUAAGAUCAGAAUUACCACUGAGGAGGAGGCCAAGGCGGCCCUGGCAGAGCGCAGAAGGCUUGCACGUGAACAGGCAGAGAAGGAGGCGGAAAUCGAACGACAGCGCUUGGAGGAAGAGGAACGCCUCGAGAUGGAGAGACAGCGCGCCGAGGAAGAGGAGCAGCGUCGCUUGGAGGAGGAAACCCUUCGUUUGGCCAGUGAGGCUCGCGAAGCGGAGGAGCAGAGGCUUCAGCUGGCAAUCGAGGAUGCCAAACGUCGCGAGGAGGAGGAUCGAAAGAGGCGCGAGGAGGAGGCACGACAGAAACUCGAGAAAGAGGAAGCCGAGCGCAAAGCCAGGGAGGAAGCUGAGAAACAACGGCUCGAGAUGGUUGAGCGACUGAAAAAGGAGGAGGAGGAGCGCAUUGCCAGACGUAAACGAGUAGAGGCUAUUAUGAAGCGCACUCGGGGUGGAAAUAAUCAGGCUAAUACGACAACAAAGGGUGAUAACGGUGACGGUGAUAAAUCAAAAGACGAGAGUCCCAGUGACGAGUGCAAGCCAAUGCCGGGAAACAAAACCGAGGAUGUUAUGACGGCGAGUCUAAUCUCUGAAGCAACUCAACAAUUAAUAAACGCUGAGCAGCAGGAUAAUCAUCCCGGCAAUAACAGCCCCCCAGACAUUGUGCGUAAUGGUACAACGCACAGCAAUGGCAUAAAUGACAUUAACAAAGCACUUCUCGAGAAUAAUCAGAGCAAUGUUGAGGGAGAAUUGAACGGACAUCAUACGAAUCAUGGCAAUGGUAUCAGCAGUCAAAUCACACUGGACAAUGCAACUGUAAAGCAAAACAACGUCACGAACAACCUGUUAGACCUAUCAGAGUUUGAUACACUGAGUAAUAGCAAUAAGGGUCCGAUACUGGAGAUGUCGACGAAUUUAUCCAACGAGGAUUCCCUCAACUCAAAUUUAAAUCCAGGGGCAAUGCCCUUUACUCCCAUGGUCAACCCCUUUGUGCCUGCAGCGACAAAUGCCAAUACUAAUCCGUUCCAGGAUAAUUUCACCAACAACAAGACACAAGAUAAUAAUCAAUUACCAGAUCUUCUAUCAUAAAAGUCAUUAAAAAAAUACUUUGAUGAUGAAGAAUGAAGAGAUAAAAACCACUGGAAUUACCAGUUUGCCCCUGGCAAGCGUUUAGGUAUCCCAACGACGGUUUUAAUCGUCAAAAUCACGAUCGAUAUAAUGAGCAAUAAUGAGUGAUCGAUAGGAAAAGUUGGAGGAAUGAGAAGUGUAAAUAAAGAGACGGUGAUUACCCAAAUAACCUCGACAAAAUAAAAUUGGAAUGACAGCGACUGCUGGAGCUGCUGGCCCCCCCUCAACCCCAUGAAGAACGUUUAACGUAUAGAAUAUAAAAUAUUGAUACUCUCCUCACCAGGAAACAUUUGCAGGAGAUACGAGGAAGAAAUGUAAAAUAAUAUAUAAUGUUAAUUUGAAUUAUUAUACCUAUACAGUGGCAAACAUAGACGUCAGAUUAUGCUCGUCAUAGUAAUUAAAUGCUUACAGACACUAAACUAACUUUUUAGAGAAAAAAAAAUAUAUAUUGAUGGGAUAAUGCCUAUUUAUAACCUAUUCGAUUGAUAAAAAAAUUUAAAAAAUAUAUUACACAUUCACACUACGCAAACACACUGUACUCUAGUGUAUGUAACAAAUAUUUCGUUAAAUUAAUUGUCCUUUUCGUUCAUUCGAGUCAUUCGAGUCAUCUGUGUAUGAAAAACUCGACAAUUGUCAUUUUAAUAAGGAGAGAAUGAAAAUUGUAUAUUUUAAAGCAAUUUUUUCACAAACAUUAGCACAAUAUUGUCAAAAACAUUCGUCUAACAGAAAUGAUUAUGGAAUUAGUACGAUUUUUCUUCUCGAUCAUCAGUUGUCAAUGAAAAAAAACUAUCAGAUCACGAUUAUCAAGACACUGUUCAUUUUUUAAAUUAAUCAGUAAUAAAGAAUAAUAAUGAUAAACGAGUGAAAUUAAAAAAAAAAAUCUUCCGUACUGUAUUUCGGGGCGUGCGCUCACUAGUCAAGUGAUUCAACGUUUUUUAAUUAUUCUCUCUGUUGUCAUUCAUCCAGGGAUAAAUAAUUAUCGUGCGACGUACGUAAGAGACAAUUUAUGAAAAAGAAACAAUGUAGUUGGAACAAGUGGAUCUAAAUGUGAAUGAAGAAAUCGCCGUGAAUAGUCACUGCUAGAUGAUUUAUUUUCAUUGAGGAUUAUUGAUAACAUUUGGCCUAGUCGAUGGUCGUUCAAUGGAAAUUUGAGAUAAUACGGCAUCCAGGGGUAGAGCAAUGAUCAAUGCUAAUGAGAAUUGUUAAUUAUCCACGAUAUCCUAAUUUUUUAAAUCAAUAAAGAUUCAUGAUUAAUCAGUGGCUAUUUAUUAAUGAUAAAGUAACACGUCAUGUAACACCUUCAAUUAUCCCUAUCAGGGAUUUAAUGAGAGAGAUUAUUUGGGAUGUGUAGGGGAAAUUGUUAUGUUUUUUAUUAUUCAUCGUAAACAUUGUUAAAAUCAAAUGUCUAUACGACUUUUAUAGUGGAAGCAUUUUUAUUUGCGGAGUGAAUUAAAUUCGCUUAAUAAUUUUCAUCCUUUUUUUCUCUUUCAAUUGGUUAAAUGUAUUGAUUGUACAUUGUGGAUAUGGAAGGUUAGAUCGAUAAAGUGGCAGAAUUAAUCUUCCUGUAAUCUAAUUAAGAUGGUGUCGAUAGAAUACGUGAAAAUGAUUAUUAAUGUGAGAGAACAGGUUAAUCAGGAUUAAACAUCGAUCAUGUCUGCGAAAUGAAAAUAUCACAUAUUGUAAAAAAAAAUGCUUGUAUGUAAUAAAUACUUACUACUGGA
This is a messenger RNA of Diachasmimorpha longicaudata, 5642 nucleotides long. Its product is annotated as MAP7 domain-containing protein 2-like. Lineage: Eukaryota; Metazoa; Arthropoda; Insecta; Hymenoptera; Braconidae. Gene Ontology annotation, cellular component: microtubule cytoskeleton. Gene Ontology annotation, biological process: microtubule cytoskeleton organization. The record is from RefSeq and is a predicted model, not a curated record. The transcript is spliced from 17 exons. Bases 574 to 3882 code for a protein of 1102 amino acids.